Molecule: messenger RNA, 553 nt
Organism: Gryllus bimaculatus (two-spotted cricket)
Lineage: Eukaryota; Metazoa; Arthropoda; Insecta; Orthoptera; Gryllidae
Source: the annotation of a GenBank genome assembly
AACUAGUGGUAUUAAAUGUUCAUCACGUGACACUGAAGAGUUUGGAGGAAAGUUCAUUGCUGUAACGGGAACGUUAUAUUGUGAUUCUCAAGAAAAUGGGGGAAACAAUCAUCACAAGAUGAAUUUCGACGGACAAAAUGACUUAAAUAUGUGAACAGGCGUGGACAUGGAUGUUAUCGGGGAAGAUCAAGCUCUGCAGGCCGUCCUAGGUAGCUACUCUGACUUCUUCAUGCUACCUCUAGGCAAGUCUCAAGCAUUUGAUCUUAUCUUUGAGAAUGAUUCUCAUGAUUUUGGAACUCAAGCGGAAUGCCAGAAUCCUCUUAGCUCUCAUCCUCAGGCUUUUGAUCUCUAUGAGGUCUACAAAAGUAUGUACGCUCGUUGGGUUGGGCAAAAAACUGGACGAUGCAGUCGGUAUGCUUGUCCAAAGGGAUAUCACAGCUCUUUACAGCAGGAGGAAAUAGUUGCGUGUUCAGAGACAGUCACGGAGAUCCGCCGCCAGCUGCACAGAGAAUGGCAGUUAACGAACCCCAAGCCCAAUUCCGCCCAGGUCUAA